This is a messenger RNA of Alosa sapidissima (American shad), 2332 nucleotides long. It is a transcript of the gene bean1, whose product is annotated as brain expressed, associated with NEDD4, 1. The transcript has 6 exons. The record is from RefSeq and is a predicted model, not a curated record. NCBI's taxonomy places the organism in Eukaryota, Metazoa, Chordata, Actinopteri, Clupeiformes, Clupeidae. The coding region runs from base 509 to 1480 and encodes 323 amino acids.
GGACCCAGCUAUGUUUGAUAACAUUCAGAUGCGUUGUUGGCACCACCUGACCGCCUGUCAUCUGAAUGAAAUGCGAUGGCGUUAUAGCUGCCAACCAGCUGACUGCAUGGUUGCGAACAAUGUCUGAGGCAUCCGCAGUGAAGCUAAUGUUGUCUAUCUCUCCCGGUUGUUCUGAAAGCUGCACAUUGCGUUUGUUGACGGCGGUCCAGAGUGGGCAUCAAGGCGAAGGCAAGUCCUCGGGAUCCCAAACGUGGGGAGAUGCGCUUUAAUUUAGGCGAGCGCGUUAUGUCCUCGCUCUGCUAUCGUAAGCGAUCCGAGAGAUUUUGGACUGCCGAAGACUUCAAACGGUUGUUGCGGAGUGGCAUUCAUCAUUGUAUGUAACCAGGAAUGUUCAAUCGUUCAUGUUCUACGUCGUGAGAUGCAAUUCCCCAUUUACGGGAUGUAGCAUGUUUCUCUCUUUCUAAGACUUUGGCGGUGAAAUCUGAAGGACAACAUACUUACCUGUCGCAUGGGGAUAAUUUCAAUCAGGCUAUUGGCGGCUCUGUCUGUUCCCCAGCUCUGUGGCACCUCAGAAACGAUAGAAGUCGUCAGGAAUUACUCAAAAGCAUAUGAGGACAUUGCCCCUCUGUGCCAGCGCGAGGAGCACCGGUUCAGUAGCUGCCUGGUGGACUGGUUGAGAUGCUACUAUAAGAAGGACUGUGGACGAGAGUACAUGUUGAUGAAAUUGAUCUGUUCAGUGAGCUCGAACCAGAGCAGCCCCAGCCAUGAGUACCCUGACUGCCGUGAUGGGGGCAGUGAGGCCAGCCUGCUGGUGUCUCCUCUGGUGGUGGCGGGCAUCGUCAUCGGCCUGGUGCUCUUCCUCUCCUGCGUCACCAUCAUCGUGGGCAGCCUGCGCAAGGACAGCCGCCUCCGCAACCCGCACCUGCGUGCCAGCUACGCCCCUGAUGGCUUCUCGUACGGUGGCUCUAUUGGUGAGCUGAGGUCCACCUGCAUUGAGGAGUUCCCCCCUGCGUUUGACUUUGACUCCUAUGUGGAGACCCUCUCACAGGUCAAUGUCAUGUACCCAGACUCACCGCCAUGUUAUGAUGAAUGUGUGGGACCGGGUGCAACGCAGAUCUAUGUCCCCACCGACGACCCCCCUCCGUACUCUCUGAUGGACCCGUGCCAAGGCCGAGAGGACCAGCCGGACCUCCACACCUACCUGGAGAUGGGCGAGCCGUCCACCGGUGGGGCCUCCUGGGUGGCUGUGGGCGGAGCCUCCCAGUACCCAAUCAGACUGUGUGAGCUGCGGCGGCAGCCAAUCGCCUCCAUCUCCCUGUCGGCGCUGCCGCUGGAGGAGGCGCCGGCGUAUGAGGCGGUGGUGGGCGGCGGGCCCGGUCAGAACCGGACCAUCCCCCUGAUGCCCACGGAUCUGCUGAAGCACACAGCGGAGACGAGCAGCAGCAGCCCACAGCACGCAGUGUCACACCGAAUCCUCUAGAAUAACCCCACCCCGCUGUAGAAUCCUACCCUCCCCUCGUGUCGGGUCCUCUGUGUAGCUUCACUCUCUCUUGCUGAAACAGCACCCACUAGUGUUCGUAGAGGGUACUGCAGAACAUUGCAGAGCACAGCAAUAAACUGUAGCAGAGUGAAACUGAGUCUUUACCCCUCACAAGCCAAACCUGGCCCACCACCGCACUCUAGACCUUUGGAUUCCAUUGAGCCCAAUGGAAGGCUGCCAUCGCUUCACAUCCCCUCCCUGCCACCGGGGGCACUGCAGGACAGCAAAAUCCUGUGGGCCACGCUGGAGGGGGAUAUAGCGGAGGACACUUGAGACUUCACUGGAUGUCCAUUGUCAUGCAGCCUAACCUCUAUUGUCUUCUGUGUGUACGUGUCUAUGCGUGUUGGAGUAUGUGUGUGUGUGCCAGUGAAUGUGUGUGUGUGUGUGUGUAAGAGAGAGAGAGAGAGAGAGAUUGUCCAUGUGGGUGUGUUUAAACAGCUUAACUUUCCAACUGUAGUCGUUUGGAUUUACUCACAGUGAUUUGAUCUGAUGAGCCACAUAGGCCCUUAAAGGCUCAACUCAUGCCCAAAUUCCCACACAGAUAUGUACUGUAUAUCAGUAUUUGUGUAUUGUAUCAGGUCCACAACUCCACACUAAUCUACAUCCAUAACGUAAAUAACAGACUCCACAAAGAGACUCCACAAAGCUACACAAAUUAGAAAGUAUCCUCACUUUGUCUUGCUUUGUAGACAUUUGUAUGUGUAGUUUUUGUCUGCCUGCCAAUGUUUUAACAGAAAGCAAGGUUUAUUUUUUAAGAUAACACAUUUAUAGAGGUACUUUUGGAUUUCUUUG